Molecule: messenger RNA, 1164 nt
Organism: Paramecium sonneborni
Lineage: Eukaryota; Ciliophora; Oligohymenophorea; Peniculida; Parameciidae
Source: the annotation of a GenBank genome assembly
AUAAUUAUGAAAGUAGUUGCACUAACCUUAGUAUUAUUAUUGGCUGGAAAUGCAUUAGGAGGAGAUUUAACUAAUAGGUGAAUUGUAUAGAUAUAGAAUUAGAUAUCCAAUAAUUGGAAAGAGUAAACCAACUUUAGUUAGUAUUUUAACUGAAUUGGAAAGCAAAUUAACAUCAGGUGGAUCUGUAGAUACAGCUGUAAACUUUUUAGACAGUUUAAGAGCAUCAAUUGAUUCUGAAUAAAUUAGACAUGAUCUAUUAUAUACAGAUUAAAGAAAUUAAUGUAGUGCUGAAUUAGAAUUAAGAACUAAAGAUUUUAAAGAUGCAGAAUAAGUAUUAAAUAGAGCCACUGAAUAAUAUGAAAAUUGUUCAACUUCUAAAAAAAAAGCUGAUGCAGAAUUAGAUAAUAAUUUAGAUAGUCAAAAAGUAUUAUUAGAAUCAUUCAAAUUAGGCUACAGAUACAGAUAUUAAAAUAUUGGAUUCCAUUAGAUAAGCUGGUGCUUAAAAUUAUAAUGCAAAAAAAUAAGAUCAUAUUGAUGCUUUAAGAUCUAUCUAAGAAAGCUUAAAGAUCUUAGAUAGUUUCUAAUCUGGUGGUGCAUCAUUAGCUUAAAUGUCAGAAAUAUCAUUAAGAAUGAUUUAAGAUGCAGUUAAAUUAAAAACUACUAAUAUUAUGAGUCAAAUUUCAAGCAUUUUUGCAUAAAUGUUAACUUAAAAUGGAGGGUAUUCAUUAUUUUUUAUUUUUAUUAGUUACAUUGAAGUUUUUGAAAGACUUAAAUAAUUAUUAUAAAAUUUAGAAUAAAAUCUUUAUACAAAUCUAUAGAAAAUAUCAGAAGAGGAAGAUUAAUCAAUCUAAGAAUAUGACGAUAGAAGAGUUCAUUUGGUUGAAUAUUAUAACAAUUUAAAGAGAACUGAAAAUAAAUUGAGAGAUCACAUCACUACAAUGGAUAUUUGUUAAGAUUAAUAAUCAGCUAUUAUUGAUAGUGCUAGAGGAAAGAAAGUAAGAAUUUACUUACUAUUUCUAGGUGAGAAAUGGUGAAAUCUUUGAUAGUGCUACUAGAAUGUGCAAUGAUUUUGCUUCAGAAUAUGAGAAGGCAACCUAAGUAAGGAAACAAGAAUUAGAAUUAGUAGAUAGAGUUAGAGCAAAGAUAAUUGAAAGAGGAUCAUGA